CUGUCAAACAGUGAGUUUUGUGUAUACUCAUCGCAUUUGGGUUUAUGCUGUUUCAUCUUCUAUUCUGGCACUGUUUUGUGGAUAACAACCGGGAAAUAUAAAAUAAUUGCGUGAAUCAGUAAUUUUACAGCAGAAUGAGUUCAAUUGGUACUGGUUACGAUUUAUCUGCGUCACAAUUUUCGCCCGACGGUAGGGUUUUUCAAAUCGAAUAUGCGGCAAAAUCCGUCGAAAACAGCGGCACAGUGAUUGGCCUUCGCGGGAAGGAUGGCGUUGUGCUUGCUGUAGAAAAACUUAUCACAAGUAAGCUCUAUGAACCGGAUUCCGGUACCCGAAUCUUCACAAUUGAUAUGUCGAUUGGAAUGGCCAUCAGUGGAAUGAUCGCCGAUGGGCGCGCGAUUGUGGACAUUGCCCGUCAGGAGGCCGCCAACUAUAGACAGCAGAACAACAGGCCAAUUCCGCUGAAGCAAUUGAACGAUCGUUUAUCCAGUUAUUUCCACGCUUACACAUUGUACAGUGCGGUGCGUCCGUUUGGUGUGAGCGUUGUUCUUGCAACGUGGACGGAAGACAACGGUCCCGAGAUGUACAUGAUUGAUCCAUCCGGUGUCUCGUGUGGUUACUUUGGAUGCGCCGUUGGUAAGGCAAAGCAGACAGCCAAGACUGAAAUCGAGAAGCUUAAACUAGCUGAUAUGUCCGUCAAGGAUCUGAUCACCACCGCUGGCAAAAUUAUUUAUCAAGUGCACGACGAGCUCAAAGAUAAGGAUUUCAAGCUUGAGCUCAGUUGGGUGUGUCAAGGGUCGAACGGACGCCACCAGAUGGUUCCCGAUGAGUUAUACAUUGCAGCGACCCGUGCCGGACAAGAAGCAGUCAAUGAGGAUGACAGUGAUAAUGAUAUCUAAACAUGGAAGAGUAUUUUUGGGAAAAUGGAGCAAAUUGCUUUCUGUUUGAGUUCAUUCAAAUAAACGCUUGGAUAAGUAACAUUAUAUAAAAUA
Toxorhynchites rutilus septentrionalis is the source of this 989-nucleotide messenger RNA. RefSeq names its product proteasome subunit alpha type-3 (gene Prosalpha7). Lineage: Eukaryota; Metazoa; Arthropoda; Insecta; Diptera; Culicidae. The transcript is spliced from 5 exons. Gene Ontology annotation, biological process: ubiquitin-dependent protein catabolic process. The coding region runs from base 135 to 896 and encodes 253 amino acids. Gene Ontology annotation, cellular component: proteasome core complex; nucleus; proteasome core complex, alpha-subunit complex. The record is from RefSeq and is a predicted model, not a curated record.